CGACUUCGCCAGCAUCUCCGUGUCCUUGUUUGUGUUGUGGGAUGGUUGAUCUGUACAAACAAGCUGAGGUGUCCCUUCGCGAGGCCGUCCUUGGUCAGGACUGGAGCCGUGUGAGAGAGUGGAGGCCCUCAGUUGUGGAUGCGCGGGGCGAAAUUGGCAGCAUGGAUGAAUUAGUUGACUCGAGUGCAGAGGGGCCGCCUGCAAUGACAGAAAGGCAACGACGGGAGGCAUACCGACUGAAGACGCUUCCAGGUGGGAAACAUGGGAGGGGACGCAGGGCAGGGACGAAGGAGAGCUGAGAUCUGGACGGACGGUGAUGAAUCAAUCAAUCGUUUUGGUGUGUGUAUUCACUGAUUGACUGUGAAGGUUGUGUGUUUCUGCCGGCCUGGCUGAGUGAGGAUGAGCAGCUUCUUCUGGCCCACGAGUGCGUCACAUCCUACAUUGAGGCGAGCAACCAAGCCAGCGCACGAGCAGCCAGUGAGUGAUUUAUAAAGCAGCCAGUACUGCCUAUUUGCUGUUUGUGUACUGUAAUCACAGCCCCCACACAGGACCAAUCUCACCGGGUUCGAGGAGGCGGCACGGGAAUUCUGGCGUACGUACGCACACUCUCAGCUAUCUGCCGGGUGUAAAUAGAGGUCUGCGCAUCUGCUGCUGUCUGUUCGGCUUUCAGCGUCAAAUGAGCCAAUGUUCACCAGGCUGCGAUGGGCCACCCUGGUUGGUGAGAGGAACGCAAACAAACCUAUCUGAGGACAUGAUAGGUGAAUGGUGUCUGUCUGUCUCUGUCUUAGGGCUACCAAUACAAGUGAGUGUCUGCGAUGCGGCACCUACCUCCCUCCCCGUCUAUCCCCUCCCAUCAUCAUUCAUCAUGCCCUCCCUCUCCAUUCCAUUCGUUCGUUGCUUCGCCCGUCCAUCAGCUGGACUACCCGCCAAUACGACGACCGCCUGCCCUUCCCAUAUGGGCUCACGUGUCUCUGUCAGGAGAUCAUGACAGAGCUAUCGCGCCAGUGUCCGCUGCUGGCUCAAGAGCUGCACCUGACCGGCGACUACACACCGCAGGUCAGAUCAGAUCUAUUGGGUCUCUGGGACAAAGGACCAGAGAGCGUCACCUCACCCGACGGUCAAACGAAUGCACACAGCUAUCUUAUCAUUCAUGUCAUGUAGGCGGCCAUAGUGAAUCUCUACCGGCGGACCGACCGACUGAGAGGUGGGGAAGCACACCUCGCCAGUUGGUGACCGAUCGAUCGAUCGAUGCGGAAAUAUGCGGUGCGCGUGUGGCUGGCAGGGCACCAGGAUGAUGCCGAGACCGACACCACUUCGCCGCUCGUGUCCAUUAGGUAGGUACUUCUCGCCUCAUGGUUACUCACAGUGUCCACACACGUGUCCCGUCCCCUGCCUGCGUCCCCUGCCUGCGUCCCCUGCCUGCUUUGUUCGCAGUUUGGGUUUGCCUGGCCUCUUCCUCGUUGGUGGCGACACAAGACAGUGAGUGAGCUGGCGGCUGAGGGAGGCAGGGAGGCAGUCAGAACAGAGCGACACCAAUAUGUGUGUGCGCUGCGCUAUUCAGGCUGUCUCCCCAGCCCGUGGUGCUUCGCGGAGGCGACGUACUGCUGCUGGCCAGCACAGCCAGGAAGUCUUUCCACGGUACGCAGGCAGGGUGGUGGGACGGCACACACACCCUUGCCAAGAAGUAUGCUCGGUUCUUUCUGUUUUCCUCAGGCAUAGCGGCCAUUAUGGAGCCACAACCUGAUGCCGACACACAUGGCGGGCCAGACGGAGGGGAGCCAGCCCCGCCAACAGCGGCGGGUGCCGGUGCCGGUGCUGGCAGGAGGUGGCAGGAAUCGACUGCAGUGGGGUCGUUGGAGGGUUUGAGUGGUGAUGAGCGUGUGAGGCUGAUGGACCUGCUGGCCAAGACACGUAUCAAUCUGAGCAUCAGACAGGUCAACCAGGGGGGCAGAGUGACGUGACCGUUCUGGGUGAGGGAUGCGACAGGUCGCCUAGCUCUGGUGGUCGAUGCAAUCAAUCAUGUGGUGCUGAUGGUUUCUUGUCAGUGACUCUCGUGCAUUUCCUUGACAGCAGAUUCCGUGUGUCCAUGUGUGCAUGCAUCAGUAAUCACACU
Messenger RNA from Vitrella brassicaformis, 2113 nucleotides. The record is from the annotation of a GenBank genome assembly. Lineage: Eukaryota; Vitrellaceae.